Mauremys mutica (yellowpond turtle) is the source of this 3816-nucleotide messenger RNA. Its product is annotated as NACHT, LRR and PYD domains-containing protein 3-like. Gene Ontology annotation, molecular function: protein binding. Bases 292 to 2982 code for a protein of 896 amino acids. NCBI's taxonomy places the organism in Eukaryota, Metazoa, Chordata, Testudines, Geoemydidae. The transcript has 9 exons. Gene Ontology annotation, cellular component: cytoplasm. The record is from RefSeq and is a predicted model, not a curated record.
AAAACCUGAAUAGAACUCAGAAACUAAUUAACAGAUUUCCUUGGAAGUCCUCAGACAAUCCAAGCUUUAUUCUGAGACUAGGGACUGAAAAGCUGAAGCAGGUACACAUUUUCAUACAAAACAGAGGCUAAAUUCCAGAUUUAAGAGCAAAAUGACCCAGCUGUAGAUAUGGCUGCUCCUCCCUCAUGCUGAGCUGUUAACCUGGAGAUGGACGUGUCGUUCCUUGCCUCUGUAUGACGUACUUUCCCCGCUCCCUAGACUUCUCAGCGACGCAAGAGCAGAGUGAAUAAAAUGGCUUCCAACCAACGGGCUGCGGUGAGCGAAGAUAAUAUUGUAGCCUUCAGAAAACACAUGGAUAAUUAUACAUCUGGGGAGCUGAAGAGGCUGAGCGAGCACUUCCGCCCUGACUUGCUCUACGUCAUUGAGAACGACAGUCUCACUGUGCUGCAGGAACUCACCAGCAGAUGUGUCAUCACUGCUCAGCAGGCCCAGGAUUACCAUGACUGGGAGAGGAACCACGACUCAGCCAGUGCUGCAGAGAAGCUGGCAGAUGACAUUUUGGCUAUGAACCAGGCCGCAGGGCUGGGUCUUUGGGAGUGUCUGUUUGCUCUGCAGAGCAGAUGGGCUCACCCCAAUCUCCAUGGGAUGCUGGAGGAAAUCAUUCAGAAUGGUCAAAAUCUGUUAAAGGAAAAUCUCCUGAAUGAAAAUGGGCACGUGCUUGAUGCCGAACUGAAAGUUUGCCAAAAAAAGCACAAAGAUAAUCUCUGUGACUUGACAUGGAUGAUGAAGGAAAACAGGAGCUCAGGGAAGUCACGGGGACCUCAGCCUCCCUCCAUCUCUAGCCACUAUGUGGAGCUGAAGGUUGUCUCAGACCAUCACUUCAAGAAGCAGACACACCAGGAGCACGAGGCCCUGGCCGCGGCUGGGGAGCUGAAUGAAUAUCGCCUCCAGAGGAGAAUGAAGAGUGAGCUGGAGCGCAUUGCCCCUGACCGGCUUUUCCGCUGGUGCUUUCGAACCCGCCGUCUCCCCCUGUCAGUGAUGGUGAGCGGAGUCGCCGGCGUGGGCAAGACAACCCUGGUGCAGAAGUUCAUCUUUGACUGGGCAAUGGGGAAGCACUACCAGAAAUUUGCCUUUGUUUUCUUCUUCAAGUUCCGGGACCUGAACACUAUUACUGAGAAGAAGAGCCUAGAAUCUCUGCUCUGUCAAACAUAUCCACACCUCCGGGACAAGCUCCCAAGAGUCCUGGAAGACCCUGAGAAGCUGCUUUUCAUCUUCGAUGGCUUGGAUGAGAGCAAGACUGAUUUGAAAUUAAGCAGAGGUGGAUCCCAUGAGCUGUGUAGGAAUCCAGGGGAUGUGAAGCCAGUUACUGUGAUUGUCGCCAGCCUGCUGAAACAGACUCUGCUGAAGGGAUGUUCUGUGCUGCUCACCAGCCGCCCCAGCAAGUUGAGCAGUUUGGAGGAUGGAGUCUUCCAUAGAGUGGCCAGUAUCGUGGGCUUCCUCUCCAAGGAAAGGGAAAGAUACUUUUCCAUGUUCUUUGGAGAUGAGCGAGCCUCCAGGGAGGCCUUCGCGUAUGUGAGGGACAGUCAGGUUCUGUACACGUUGUGCUACAACCCGUCUUACUGCUGGAUCACAUGCACGGCCCUGAAACCCUGCUUCACUGCCAAGGCAGGGAGACCACAGCCUGCACCCAAAACAGUGACCCAGCUCUUUGUCAGCUAUGUCACCCAUAUUAUGGCCAAUCACAUGCAGGAGCGGCCUGAGCCACAGAGGAUGCGAGAUACAUUGAUAAGUGUCGGAUGGUUGGCUGAAUAUGGCAUCACAAACCACAUUCUAGUCUUUGAUCUGAAGUAUUUACAAGAUUUCAAUGUGGAGUUUUCUCCAUUCCUCAGUGGCUUCUUGGUGGAGAACCCUCAAACCGAUGACUCCUCCCAGGUGACCUACUCCUUCCUUCACCUCACCAUCCAGGAGUUCUUUGCUGCCCUCGUGCAUUACCUAGAUUAUAAGGAGGUCAAGUUCAGAGACACAAUGGCUAAAGCCAGGUCCUGUAAGGAAGGUGACUAUGAGAUCUUCUCUCGCUUCCUGGCUGGGCUCUCCCAUCCUGCAACCAAGAUGCCCCUGGAGAAAUAUGUGGGGAAGUUCUCCGCAGAGGCAACUCGCAAGGUUAUUGGGUGGCUCAGUGAGAUGAACUAUGAAGAGCUGCAAAGCCCAGAAGAGCCCGAGGGGAAGAGGAGGCUGAUGAAUGUAUUCAGUUUGUUUUUUGAAUCCCAGAACAGCCAACUUGUACGUGAUGUGGUGGGUAAAGCUGCCCAUAUGGACUUCUCAGAGUUAUACCUCAUGCCGGUGGAUUGCACAGUCCUUGCUUAUGUGUUGAGUUGCUGUGAAGAAAUACAGCGCCUAACCCUAGAUUCCUGCUUCAUCCAGAACGAGGGCCUGGAGCGACUCAGAGCUGAGCUGCACAAAGUCAGAGAACUGAGUCUCCUGGAUAACGAUCUGAAGGAUCCUACAAUGAAGGAUAUUUGCAAGGCCCUAAAGCACCAGAACUGUAGGCUAGAGGCUCUGAGCCUAGGGAGGAACGCGUUCACUGAACAGUGCUGUGAAGAACUGGCAUCUGCCCUCGCGGAAAACCGGACCCUCCUGAGUCUCGAACUCAAGAAGAAUAAACUGCGGACAGGGGGUCUUUCUUACCUGUCAAGGGUGUUUGAGUCCCCAGAGUGCAAGAUUCGGAAAUUAGGCCUCCAGGGAACUGGUUUGUCAGAUGAAUCCUGCGGGAGCCUCUGCUCUGCUCUCUCCAAAAACUCCAGCCUCCGGCAUCUGAACCUGAGUGCGAAUAUGUUCACCGAUCGCUGUGCUGAAGAAGUGCAUCUCCUUAUCCUGACGUGCCCCAGCCUCACUGAGAUCAGGCUAGGUUUGAACGACUUCUCUCCAGAGGUGGAAAAGCAGCUGAAGAACGUGCAGAGAGAAGGGCUGGCCAUUCAUUUUUAAAGAACAGAGCUGUGCUGUUCCAUGCUGUGAAAGCAGCACUGGACGCUAGUGAUGCACUGCCUGGUGCAGCAUCUACUGCCUGUGAUUCAGUGCGAGGGGUGACAGCUGGAGAUUAAAGCACACUGCAUAAGACAUAUAGGGGCACAUUGCAAGGAAACUCGGGCCAAACUCCUAUGAUGGAUCUGCUGAGCUGGGGACUACAACUCCCAUCAGUCCCCGCCGCACAUCCCCUUCCUCCUGGCCAGGUAAGGAAGCGGCAGCCACAUGGCAAGUAGGUGGCGGAAGGGAAACUGAAACAGCAGCCGCAUGGCAAGCAGGGAGUUGGAGAGAAGCUGAAUUCAGAGUGGAGUUCCCAGGAACCAUAUGUGCGGAACAGAGCCAUAUGGGACUUAUGGGGGAGCAGCAGCGCUGGGCAGGAAUCCAGCACAGAGGGGCCCCAAUGACAGACACUAACUGAGCCUGGCCUGGAAACCUACAAGUUCCUAUUUGCUUGGAAUAGAGACUGGACGGGACAGGGCACCCCAAGCACAAGGCGGGACAAGCCCUGACUCUCGACUGGACUGCCCCAGGGGCCCAAACAUUUACUGCUAUCGCUCUGUUUGAACUGUAAUUGUUUAAGCCACUAUACCUAAGGAAUCUACAACCUUUCCUUUGCUGCUGGCAUUUCUAAAGCAUUUCUGUUCUUGGUAUGAAAAUUAUUGUCCCCUCUGGCUAAGCAGCAGUUCUGCAGAAAAGGCCCUAGGGGGUUACAGGGGACAAGAAGCUGGAUAUGAGUCAGCAGUGUGCCCUUGUUGCCAAGAAGGCUAAUGGCAUAUUGGGCUGUAUUAGUAGGAG